Messenger RNA from Guillardia theta CCMP2712, 1797 nucleotides. RefSeq lists its product as hypothetical. The coding region runs from base 1 to 1797 and encodes 598 amino acids. Gene Ontology annotation, molecular function: protein binding; alpha-(1->6)-fucosyltransferase activity. Gene Ontology annotation, biological process: protein N-linked glycosylation. The transcript has 12 exons. NCBI's taxonomy places the organism in Eukaryota, Cryptophyceae, Pyrenomonadales, Geminigeraceae. The record is from RefSeq and is a predicted model, not a curated record.
AUGGUGAUGAUGAUGGUGGUGGUGGUGGUGGUGGUGAUGGUGAUGAUGAUGAUGAUGAUGAUGAUGAUGCUGAUGCUGAUGCUGAUGCUGAUGCUGAUGCUGAUGCUGAUGGUGAUGGAGAUGAUGAUGAUGAUGACUACGAUGAUGAUGACGAUGACGAUGACGAUGACGAUGGAGAUCAUGAUCAUGAUCAUGAUCAUGAUGUGGAAACUUGGUGUUCAAAUGCAAGUAGCAGCAGGAGGAUCAGCGAGCGAGGAGGCAUCUGCUGUGGCCAUGCUCGAGCAUGCGCUCGUGCUAUCGCCCAGCCUGCAUGCCUCCUUUGACAACAUGAUGCGAAUCGGCGACGUGCACAGAGGGUUAGGGAACAGCAUGCGGGCUCGGCGCUUCUACCUCCUCGCGGUCUCUCUGAACCCGAGGAUAUCGACCGUCUUCGUCUACGCUGGCUUGACGUACGAGCAGCAGGAAUACUUUGACUCGGCUGCGAGAUGCUUCCUGCUAGCUAGCCGCCUGCAGGAGGAGAUGCAUCAAGACAUGUGCAAGCAGCUGCCGCGAGCUCUCGCCCUCGCCUCCUCCUCCUGCAGUCCAAAAGCAAGGUCUUCGGCGUACUCGUCCUACCUGACCUCUGCUCUCAUGCGAGCGGGUCGCGGCGAGCAUGCGAUGAUCGAGCACGGGCGUUUGCUGGGACAGCAGGGAGGGAGGAGGAUGGAUGUGUCUACUCGCCUCUACGUCCUUGCUGACCCGCGGCGAGGAGACGCGAUCCCAUGGCCUGCCAGCCCCCGCGAGGAGGAGGAGGUGGCGAGAUGCCCUGCCAGUCAGGCUGAGGGACGUGAGGAUGGGAGGGAAGGGAAGGAAGAGAUGAAGGAGGCGGAAGAGCGUGUCCAGCAGGAGCUCGACAUGCUUCAACGGCCCACCGACUGCAGGACGGCAAGGAAACUUCUCUACCUCCCGUCUCAGGCUUUCGGCUUUGGAGCUCAUGCUCACAUGCUAAGCCUCGCAAUGACCCUCGCGUUCUACACCAACAGGGUUCUAGUCCCAGUGAUGGAAGAUGGCUUCUGGCUGGUGGAUCGAAGAGACUGCGGGCGGGGUGGCUUCUCCUGCUUCUUCGAGGAGAUCUCAAGCUGCUCGGUAGACGACAAGGAGGCUAAAGCUGCUCCCUCCCUCCUCGCUCUCGGGGACGUCGCCCUCCAUCGCUCAGGGGGGCCUCGACACCUCCUGUUUGAUUGGGACUCGCAAACAGCAGCGAUCAAGGCGGGUCUUCUUCGCAACUACCUCCCCGAGGGCCUGCAGGGGCUGGGGGUGGCGUGGUGGCGGGGCCAGCUCCUCCGCUUCCUCCUCCGUCCCCGAGCAUGGCUCAAAGCCGAGCUGCUCGACGCGAAGAGGAGGAUGAAAUGGGAGCCGCCCGUCGUUGGCCUGCACAUUCGGCAUGGCGACAAGUUGAAGGAGGCGAAUCGCAUCCCCCCUGAGAGCUACGUACGGGUGCUGCUCGAGGAGAUUGCGAGAGGGCAAAAUGUGAGGUCCGUCUUCGUGUCGACAGACAGUUUGAAUGUCAUCGAGACGGUGAAGAGAUUGCUUCCUCCCAACAUCACGCAGCAGCAGCAGCAGAAGCAGCAGGAAGAGCAGCAGCAGCAGCAGCAGCAGCAGCAGCAGAACAAGCAGCAGCAGAACAAGCAGCAGCAGGGGCAGGGGCAAGAGCAGGAGCAGGAGCAGGAGCAGGAGCAGGAGGAGCAUGAAGAGCAGCAGCAGGAGUUGGAGGAGGAGGAGGAUGAUGAGGAGGAGCAGCAGCAGCAGCAGCAGUAG